Cheilinus undulatus (humphead wrasse) is the source of this 2300-nucleotide messenger RNA. It is a transcript of the gene alas2, whose product is annotated as aminolevulinate, delta-, synthase 2. Gene Ontology annotation, biological process: hemoglobin biosynthetic process; heme biosynthetic process; erythrocyte development. The transcript has 10 exons. Gene Ontology annotation, molecular function: pyridoxal phosphate binding; 5-aminolevulinate synthase activity. The record is from RefSeq and is a predicted model, not a curated record. Lineage: Eukaryota; Metazoa; Chordata; Actinopteri; Labriformes; Labridae. Gene Ontology annotation, cellular component: mitochondrion; mitochondrial matrix. Bases 176 to 1951 code for a protein of 591 amino acids.
CACACCUCCCAGGCUGGCCCCCGGAGCUGACACCUCUGAACACUUGUAGUGGAGUCAGUUGCAUCAUUUUCUUUAAAUCUAUCCAGUAAGCCUCAACACUUCUAACCUUGGUUUGUUCGCUGUUUUGAAGUUCGUCCUCAGUGCAGGUCAACAGACUCAGAACAGCUGAAGAACAAUGGCGGCCUUCCUCCAUCACUGCCCCUUCCUAAAAUCCGUGCCUAUUCCAGCUCUGAGGAGAACCGGAGCUACCCUGCUGUCUCUCGCUGAUCAAUGCCCCAUCAUCACUCGACAAAUCAGUCUGAGCAGUCUGAGCUCUCUGGACAACAAGCUGAGCACCUCACCCACCAAAACGAAGACUUCCCUUCUUCCCACUGUGGACCAAAAGCAGCUGUAUGCUCAAACAGCAAUGCAGGUGGCUGUGUCUGUAUCUGAGGGCUGCCCUUUUGUCACCACUCAGAUUGGGGUGGUCAAAGCCAGCCCCGAAGUACAGGAGGACAUCAAAGAAGGCUUGAUGGGCUCUCUCUUGAAGGGUUUAAAGGAUAAAAUCCAACCAAAAUCAGCUCUAAGCAACACUGUCACCCACCUCCUCAAAGACUGCAUGAUUGGUCCAAGCUUCGACUAUGAUCGCUUCUUCAUUGAGAAGAUUGCAGAGAAGAAGAAGGACCACACAUACCGAGUCUUUAAGACAGUCAACAGGAGUGCUGGGGUCUUCCCGUUUGCUGAAGAUUACUCCAUAUCCGGGAGAGAGGGCUCCCAGGUGUCUGUCUGGUGCAGCAACGAUUACCUGGGCAUGAGUCGUCACCCUCGGGUCCUUGGUGCAAUCAGUGACGCCCUGGACAGACAUGGUGCUGGAGCAGGAGGGACCAGGAACAUUUCAGGCACCAGUAACUUCCAUGUAUCUCUGGAGAAAGAGCUGGCUCAGCUGCACCAGAAAGAUGCAGCUCUGGUCUUCUCCUCAUGCUUUGUGGCAAAUGACUCAACCCUCUUCACUUUGGCCAAAAUGCUUUCAGGUUGCGAGAUCUACUCUGAUGCAGGGAAUCACGCCUCAAUGAUUCAGGGCAUCAGGAACAGUGGAGCAAAGCGAUUCAUCUUCCGCCACAAUGACAGCCGACACCUGGAGGAGCUGCUGCAACGCUCUGACCCAAAGACACCCAAAAUAGUGGCCUUUGAGACUGUGCACUCCAUGGACGGGGGCAUAUGUCCUCUUGAGGAGCUCUGUGAUGUUUCUCACCGCUAUGGAGCUCUGACGUUUGUUGAUGAGGUUCAUGCUGUGGGUCUGUAUGGAGCUCAUGGAGCCGGAGUGGGAGAGAGGGACAACGUGAUGCACAAGAUCGACAUUGUUUCUGGGACCUUGGGCAAAGCCUUUGGCUGUGUUGGAGGCUAUAUUGCCAGCAGCGCCGCCCUGGUGGACACAGUGCGCUCCUACGCAGCCGGCUUCAUCUUCACCACUGCUCUGCCCCCCAUGGUCCUGGCUGGAGCACUGGAGUCAGUCCAGCUUCUGAAGAGUCUUGAGGGUCAGGGGCUUCGCAGAGCCCACCAGAGGAAUGUGAAACAUAUGCGACAGCUGCUGAUGGAUAAAGGCCUUCCUGUGGUCAACUGUCCCAGCCACAUCAUCCCCAUACAGGUGGGCAAUGCUGAGCUGAACACUAAAGUGUGUGACACCCUUCUGGAGAGACACAACAUCUAUGUCCAGGCUAUCAACUACCCCACAGUGCCUCGUGGUGAGGAGCUGCUGCGUCUGGCUCCGUCCCCUCAUCACAACCCUGCCAUGAUGGAGUACUUUGUGGAGAAACUGAUGGAGGUGUGGCUGGACGCUGGGCUCCCUCUAAACAGCACAGCAAGAGCUUCAUGCACCUUCUGUGACCGUCCGCUUCACUUUGACCUCAUGAGUGAGUGGGAGAAAUCCUACUUUGGCAACAUGGAACCACAAUACGUAACUGUGUGUGGAUAAUUACCAUCCCAGCAGAAGUUAUUUACAUAAUGAUUUAACAUUCCUCUAUCCAUUUAAAGCUCUAUAUCAAGUGCACUGAGAAAAUAACUCAAGAAAUAAUUUGGUAAUUUGAUGUUAACAUUACUUAAUGUCAGAACAAACUCCAGCAUUAAUUCUAUCUUUAACAUAUUUAUGCUUACCAAAAUGUGUUAGCUGUAAUGGUUGUGAUGGAUAUUAUUAGAAAAAACUGUGCCUUCUUAAUUUUAAGAGCAUAAAACCUGCACAUUAGGCACUUUCUCAGUAUUUUUGUCUGGUUGUGGUGAUGGUUUGAAAUAAAUUACACAGUUUCAGUGUGGUGUGACCUCUUUCA